Somion occarium is the source of this 1518-nucleotide messenger RNA. Lineage: Eukaryota; Fungi; Basidiomycota; Agaricomycetes; Polyporales; Cerrenaceae. The record is from the annotation of a GenBank genome assembly.
GUCUUUCUUUCUCGAACCACCACCACGGGGCCUCAGCAAAGUUGGCCUCGUCCAGCCACCAACGCCAUUUCUGUGCUCGACAGUCUCUCUUUUUUGGUCCAUUUCCAUCAUUUCACUGGAUUACAUACUCUUCGGUUGCUCGGGGCAUGAUCAACCUGCCCCGAUAUAAAGCAACCGACGUAUUCCUUCGUCUUGUCUCCCGACGACCACCUUCGCUUCCGUUCAGAUUCUUCACUCCUUUGAAGCAUAUCACUAUGUCGUCUGCCGUCCCGUUGCCAGAGUGUUGGGGUCACCGUGGCGCCUCUGCUGCAUUCCCUGAGAACACUCUUGCUAGCUUCGAGGCCGCAAUACGGGAAGGCGCGGAUGGCAUUGAGAGCGACGUCCACGUAUCGGUAGACGACGUCGUGGUUAUGUUCCACGAUCCAGCUCUGAACAGGACCACAAAUGGACAAGGAUUGAUUCGAGAGCAGCGUUGGCAUGGUGCAGAUGGUAUGGAACAUCUCAGGACUGUCAAGCAGCCCCCACAGGCCAUUCCGACCUUCGCCGAGACUGUCGCGCUCCUCAUGCGAACAGAGAACCGCCAUGUCAAGUUCAACGUAGACGUCAAAGCGCAGAAUCAUCCUGCUCGUCUCUUCGCAUUGAUGCACAAAAUCAUCUCGUCUCACGACAACUGGGAAACGGACCUUGCUCCUCGGAUCGUUCUCGGUCUCUGGCACCCGACGUUUAUUCCCCAUGCUAAGACUGUCUUGCCAUAUCUUCGUCGUUCAUAUAUUGGCGAAGAUUUAUCCAUUGCGCGCAAGUAUUUCUGGGAUAACGUUGAAGUGUUCUCCAUGAAGUUUGACGUUCUUGCUACGGUGAAUGGCGAGAAGUUUAGGAAAGAUUGCCAGGCUACUGGGAAGAAACUUAUGGUGUGGACCGUCAAUGAUGCUGAGUAUAUGAUUGAGGCGGCUCGCUGGAACAUCGAUGUUAUCAUCACAGACGUGCCAAAGACCUGGCUUGAACUUCGCUCAGCCUUACAAGUUGACUACAAGAAGGUCAUUGCUCAGCAUAGUCGCUUAUUCCUCUGGACCAACUGGAAAUUCUAUACCCCAUUCCAAAUCUUGGACCGUCAAGCUACACAUAGAGAUCUAGAGAUCGCUGCCGGUCCUUUCCCCACUGUCGAUUCAUUCAUGUCUGCUCCACUCGUUGGACUCUCCAAGGCUUGACCUUUGCAAUUUUUCAAUACCACUGUCCGCUUUUGCAUGCUUCGCAUAGAGAUUCAUUUUGUCGUUCUUCGUCCGCCGUUGCUUUGUAGAUUAGUCACAUAGAUUGCAUUCUCACCUCGCAUUCUUCCUUUCGCAUGAGUCACUCUUGGGUUCUUGGGGUUUGCGAUCCUGGGCGUCGAUAUGCUUUAUACGCUCGACGUUGCUGGUAUAAUUAGGUCAAGGAUGUUCGUUGGUAGUUGUCGUUGUCGUUUUAAAACAUCUUAAUGCGUAUGACCUGUGUAUGCCUCAGCGCUACAUGACGCGAUCGAGGAGC